Messenger RNA from Setaria italica (foxtail millet), 1946 nucleotides. Its product is annotated as probable transcription factor KAN2. Gene Ontology annotation, cellular component: nucleus. Gene Ontology annotation, molecular function: transcription cis-regulatory region binding. Gene Ontology annotation, biological process: abaxial cell fate specification; regulation of DNA-templated transcription. The record is from RefSeq and is a predicted model, not a curated record. The transcript is spliced from 6 exons. Lineage: Eukaryota; Viridiplantae; Streptophyta; Magnoliopsida; Poales; Poaceae. The coding region runs from base 309 to 1373 and encodes 354 amino acids.
UUAGUAAACUACACUUUGCCCAUCACAUUCACUUCUCUCUCUCUCUCUCUCUCUCUCUCUCUCUCUCUCUCUCUCUCUCUCUCUCUCUCUCUCUGAGUCUGCUUUUACAUUUUUACCCUUUGUCUUUCUCUCUCCCCCACUCACUAGAAAAGGAGAGUAUCCCGGCCAUCCCUCUCGCUCAAGCCUCCACAAUUUGCACAAACAAAGAAACGAGAGGGAAAGGAGAAAGAGAGGGCUCUUUAUCACUCUCUGCAGCAACAAGUGUAGCAGGACAGGCCGAGACCCAAGCUCCAGUGAGAGUGAGAUCGAUGGAGCUCUUCCCUUCCCAGCCGGAUCUCUCCCUUCAGAUCGGCCUCCCCACCAGCGCCACGCCGCACGACCACCACCACCAUGCCGCCGCCGCCGCCCUCAACGCCAGGUUCUUCGCCGCGGCAGGCGGCGGCGGGAACGGGGUUGGCAACCCGGCGGCCAUGGCGCCGUCGCUGCAGCUGCCCAUGCCCGUGCCGCUGCCGCUACCGGUGCAGCUGCCCAUGCCCCCCAGCGCCGCCGCCGGCGCGGCCGGGCUGUACUACCACCCUGACGCCUCCAUGCUGCGGCCCAUCCGCGGCGUGCCGCUGUACCAGCACCCGCACACGCACGCGGUGCCGCCGACGUUCCCGCCGCACGCGGCGGCGGCGGGGCCGUGCUUCUGCGAGCCGUGCCACGUCGCGGCGGGCGCCUGGCGCCGCGCCGGGUGCGGCGCCGGCGCGCGUGUCGCCGGGUUCCCCCCGGCCAAGCGCGCCGCCAGGGCGCCGCGCAUGCGCUGGACGUCCACGCUCCACGCGCGCUUCGUCCACGCCGUCGAGCUCCUCGGCGGCCACGACCGGGCGACGCCGAAGUCAGUUCUUGAGCUCAUGGACGUGAAGGAUCUCACCCUGGCUCAUGUCAAGUCGCACUUGCAGAUGUACAGGACCGUGAAGAACACCGAAAGGCCGGCAGCUUCGUCAGAUCAAGCUGAUGGGUUCGAGAACGGGUCGGCCGGCGAGAUCUGCGACGACAACUCGCUCGACCUGCACGGCUACGGCGGCGGCGGCAGCGGCAGGCCGGAGUCGGCGGCGGCCGCGGCUCGGCAUGGAAGGUUAGCUGCCUGUAACGAUCAUGGGAGCAGCACCGGUGCUCAUGGUGCCCUCUGGAAUAGCUCAUCAAGGGAGGACUGGACCGGCUUCCCAAGCGAGUCCAACACUGGGAGCAUGCAUUCUCUCAAGGAGCAGAUGCAGUCCAAGAGCCUUGAGAUCCUCUCGGACAUGAACUCCUGCGUGUCGGAGACAACGUCCAGCACCAGCGAGCUCAACCUCGAGUUCACCCUGGGGCGGCCGCAGAACCGGCCAAACUGAGGUCGAUCGGACCACCUCACCGCAAGCUCUAACUGGAGAUCGCCGCCGUCGUCGUCAUCGCCGUCGCCGACAAGGAUUAGCUAGCUAGGGGGCGCUUUCCAUGUUCAUGGAUCAUGUGUUAAGAUGGACGCAUGGUCCCAAAGAGGGGGCGGCAUCAUCUUUCACUGUUAAAAGGAGGCCAUGGACAGGGAGCAGCAAAAGGAGGAGGAGGGGAACUAAAGGCAGCUAGGGUGGUAGAGAUUGAUCGCGAUCGAAAGCAGCUCAUCUGCAGUGUGUAAUGGAGUUGUUGUUAGCGUUUAGGAUCGAUCUAAUCUGUUAAAGGGGUAGCUUUUUUGGAGCAGGAAUGCGUGCAUGAGCUCUCUCUCUCUAGGGGCCGGAGUCGAAAGGAGAAAAAAGAGGGCGACCUGUGCCGUUGCUUUCUCCUGCAUCCGUCACAUGCCAAAGCAUUUUAUGAGCUCGAUUUGCUCUAUGUGUGAUGAGCUUAAUUAGCUUUAGUUUGAUAAGGUGAUCACCAAUUGUUGCAACGUUUGCUUACUGCUCCGAGCUGAAAAUGUCUGUGAGCAGGUUCACAGA